Camelus dromedarius (Arabian camel) is the source of this 2035-nucleotide messenger RNA. RefSeq names its product serpin family B member 10 (gene SERPINB10). Lineage: Eukaryota; Metazoa; Chordata; Mammalia; Artiodactyla; Camelidae. The record is from RefSeq and is a predicted model, not a curated record. The transcript is spliced from 8 exons. Gene Ontology annotation, molecular function: serine-type endopeptidase inhibitor activity. Bases 51 to 1244 code for a protein of 397 amino acids.
AGGAACCCACCGCCAGCUCUGCUCCAGUGGACGAAAACAAGAUUUUCCCAAUGGACUCUCUAGCAAAAUCAAUCAACCAAUUUGCUCUGGAGUUUAGCAAAAAGCUAGCUGAAUCUGCUGAGGGUAAAAAUAUCUUCUUUUCUCCCUGGGGCACCUCAACCUCCUUGGCCAUGGUGUAUUUGGGCACCAGAGGUACCACUGCAGCCCAGAUGGCCCAGGUUCUACAAUUUAGCAGAGACCAGGACAGCAAAUCUUGUCCUGACAGUGAAAAGAAAAGGAAAAUGGAAUUACACUCAGGCAAGGUUGAAGAAAUACACUCUGAUUUCCAGAUGCUUAUCUCAGAAAUCACCAGUCCCAGCAACGCCUGCCUACUCAAAACUGCCAACAGGAUCUACGGGGAGAGAACUUACCCGUUUCACAAAAAAUAUUUAGAAGACAUGAAAACCUACUUUGGUGCAGAGCCACAGUCAGUGAACUUUAUGGAAGCUCCUGACCAAAUCAGGAAGGAGAUCAACUCUUGGGUUGAAAGCCAGACGGAAGGAAAAAUCCUGAAUCUCCUACCUGACGAUGCUGUGAAUUCUGCAACCAGGAUGGUUCUGGUGAACGCCCUUUACUUUAAAGGAAUCUGGGAACAUCAAUUUUUGAUCCAAAAUACCACCGAAAGGCCCUUCAGAAUAAACAAGACUACAAGCAAACCAGUGCAAAUGAUGGCGAUGAAAGAAAAACUUGAAAUUUUUCACAUAGAAAAGCCACAAGCCACGGGCCUUCAGCUCUAUUAUGAGAGCCGGGACCUCAGCCUGCUCAUACUGCUGCCAGAAGACAUCAGCGGGCUGGACCAGCUGGAAAAGGCCAUCACCUAUGAGAAGCUGAGCGAGUGGACCAGCGCAGACAUGAUGGAGUUGUAUGAUGUGGAGCUGCAUCUCCCCAAGUUUAAGCUGGAAGAGACUUACGAUCUCAAGUCGACCCUGAGCAGCAUGGGGAUGAGCGAUGCCUUCAGCCAGAGCAAAGCUGAUUUCUCAGGAAUGUCUACGGAGAGAAACCUAUUUCUAUCCAAUGUUUUCCACAAGUCUUUUGUGGAAAUAAACGAACAAGGUACGGAGGCUGCAGCUGGUACCGGCAGUGAGGUGAGCUUUCGAAUGAAACUCCCCUCCAUGGAAUUCAACGCAGACCACCCAUUCCUCUUCUUCAUCAGGCACAACAAAACUAAUAGCAUUCUAUUCUACGGGAGAUUCUGCUCCCCUUAAACCCUGCAUCUCUCUCAUCAAAUGGGAGCAUCCGACAGUGUGAAAAAUACACACAGGAUGGAAAAACCCAAUUACAAUGAAAACGAGUUUGUCGCCUGCCUCUUCUUCACAUAUAAAUAUUAGCAAAAAUACCUUGAAAUAAUGUAUUCUCGUGAUCCUAUCGUCCUAUAUAGCCAGAGAGAAUGGCAAAUUUUAUUUUUUUUAACAGUUUAUCUUAGGGUGGCCUUUAUUUACAUUUCAGAAAUUCAGUUAUUCAAUUGAAUGUCUUAACAAUUCUUGAACUACCUGCUCACUGUAUUUUCACUGUUGCUUAUAUUUCACAUGCAUCAUUCAGUAAAGAAAAAAAUUUAUAAAGGUGAACAUUGGUAAAUAAGAAUUUUCUCAAGAAUACUAUUACGAUGCUUCAUAAAUGAUCACUGUAAAAUUAAACCCCCUUUUCCUGCUAACUAUUUAAAAAAUACUUAUGUUGACGUAAAUGGAAAAACUAGUGAAAUCCAAAUGAAAUCUGGAGUUUUAAAAAAUUUACCAUGGUACUGCUAGAUGUUUGCAUCAGGGGAAACUGUUAAAAGCGUAUGGGAAUGCCCUGUAUUAACUUUGAAACUUUUCUGUGAAUUUAAAAUUAUUCCCAAAUCAAAAUUUUAUUCAAAAUAAUUAUUAUGUGUAAAAGUUGUCACACUAACGUCCUUGGUUUUAGAAAUCUUACGAACUAGAAGAGUAAAUUUCUAAUUUGUAUAAAUAUGUACUGUUAGUUAUAAGAAGAUAUUCUUAGUAAUGCUGUAUCUCCAUAAAAU